UUUGGGCCGACAGUGGUAGGACACAGAACAGGGCCCCUACACCCCAGCUUGUGCACUGCCGAGAGGGCCUGGCCCAGGCUGGGCAUGGGGCCCUGAGGACCUCCUCACCUCCAGCUGUGGUCUGCUCAGCCUCCUCUCUGGAAGAACUGGGCUCCCAGGGCUGCCUGAGUCCCUGGGCGGCCUGGCUGUGGGGAGACGCCUGUGGCCUCCUUCCUGCAGCCUUGCUUCCUGAUGCAAGGCUGGGUAGGUGCAGUCCACCCUGGAGCCCACUCGUGCCUCUACCUCCCCAGCCCACACUAGCUCCAGUGAGGAGUGCCUGCUUGCUGUGCCCCCGGGUUAUGACGACCCCCAAUAAAGGAAACAAGGCCUUGAAGGUGAAGCGGGAGCCGGGCGAGAAUGGCACCAGCCUGACCGAUGAGGAGCUGGUGACCAUGUCGGUGCGGGAGCUGAACCAGCACCUGCGGGGCCUGUCCAAGGAAGAGAUCAUCCAGCUGAAGCAGCGUCGGCGCACGCUCAAGAACCGCGGCUACGCCGCCAGCUGCCGCGUGAAGCGCGUGACGCAGAAGGAGGAGCUGGAGAAGCAGAAGGCGGAGCUGCAGCAGGAGGUGGAGAAGCUGGCGUCGGAAAACGCCAGCAUGAAGCUGGAGUUGGACGCGCUGCGCUCCAAGUAUGAGGCCCUGCAGAACUUCGCCAGGACCGUGGCCCGCAGCCCCGUGGCGCCAGCUCGGGGCCCCCUUGCUGCCGGCCUGGGGCCCCUCGUCCCCGGCAAGGUGGCCGCCACCAGCGUCAUCACAAUAGUAAAGUCCAAGACGGACGCCCGGUCGUAGGGACAUGCGCUUGCCCAGGCGGGUCUUCGAGGGGCCACUAGGCGCAUGGCGAAUUUGGCAGCCCUGUCCCCCCUUUCUCCUCUCCUUCCCUCUUCCUCUCCUACCUCCUCCCUUCCCUGCAAAGCACAACCUGCACCCCAGGGGCACCGGGCUGAGCCCCUUGAUCUCGUCGUUGUCAUCAUGUGUUUUGUAUGUUGGGAUUGGUCAGUUCGGUGGUGACGUGGGGCCGCCCCAGCCCUUUGUACUAAGGCCAUGUGGGCUUGGAGUCCAGAGUGGUCCUGUGCGAAUGGGCAGAAAGAUCGAGCAAACACUAGGGGCUCAAGGGUCCCUGAGCAGGGAGCGUGCUAGGCUGAGUGUCCCAUAGGCUCUGGCGGCCGCCUGCACUGGCAGGGGCCUGGGUAGUUCACAGCUCAGCCAGAGGUAUAGAUGGGCUCUGCUCCGAGGAGGGUGUCCUUGGGGACCCUGGACAGGCAGGCCACCAGCCUAGGUGCUUGGGGGAUGGGGCGUCGUGCGGCUAUGGGCCCGGGCCUCGGCACUCUCGCCUGACGCAUUGCACUGAACAAGACCAAACCACUGGUUGUGAGCGUACGUGAAGGGUGUGUCCAGUGUCCUGCGAUGGGUCCCGUGUCACUGUUUACAUGACCUAUUUGUGUGGUUACAUAGCCCUUUAUUUAAAAGAGAGAAGUUCCUUUUACGAAGUUAUUAAAUUAUAUGUUUAAAAGCUAAAGAAAAAAAAAGAGCUGCAGAGUAUUUAUAAAACUGUCUUUUUAAAAAAAAAAAACAAAAAACAAGCAAGAACAUUUGACCAUAUAAAUGGAAAAGGGAAGAAAGUAUAAUAGAAACUGCUAGUUUAAAAAAAGAAAAAAAAAUCCCUUUCUUGUAAACUUACAGACAAGUCUUUGUGGCUGUUGGAGUUUAGUUUUUAUAUACACAGAGUUAUCAGAUGUUAUUUAUAAAACUUAGUUUAAAAAAAAGACAAAAAAAAAAAGCCAAGCCGCGAGCGACCAGAAGGCACGUCCUGACGUCCUCUUUGCUCUCUCUUUUGCAAUUGUACCGAAAGUGACUUACUCCUUUGCCCUUCCUGCUUCCGUCUCCUGUCUCCUGCCGGUGCAGUGGUGUCGUCUGUGCCUGGUGAGGUGUUGUGCAGCGUCACGUGCUGGUGCUUCUGGUGACCUUUGACCUGUGGGUGUCACUUCUUGUGUCUAUUUUCCUGUGUUUGUUUUGGAUUUGGUUGUGUUUUGCUUCUGCUGGCUUGCCAGGCUCAGGCUGGGGUGCCAGGCGGUACGUGCUGCAGCAGAGCUGGGGGGGUUGGUGCCCACCAGCCUGGCCUCUUCUGCCUCAGCGUCUGCCCCAGACCUCCAGGAGGUCAGAUUCCGGGCUCUGCCACUCCUACCCCCACUCCCCUCUGACCCUUGGCUUCGCAUGCGUGUCUCAGGCUUGGGCUGAUCCAUUGGCAGGGUAGGUGAAACUGGGGGCCAUCCCGGGGGCUCCCCAUGCUGCUACCAUGCCCACCGCCUCUGGCCCUGGGUGGGGGAUUUGCAGGGACCAAGGAGUCACUGUGGGUGCCCACGGGGCCACGGCCAAGCUGCCCCUGCCGUCUUCCUUCUGGUGUCCAGUCACCGUGCUUGGGCUCUGGCCACUGACCCCAGCUUUGUUCUUCUAGGCUUCACAUGGGCCUCAGCAGGGGAACCCCAGGGGCCCACAUAGGGGUUGCAAGACCUGCUGCCCAGUUGUCCCAGGACUGUUUCCAUGCUGCGGGUGGUGCUUCCCAGGCAAAACCAGGUGGUUUCGGGGCCCACCUGGGGCGGUCCUUUCUGCCUGCCUGAGGGCCUGGGGGUCUCCACCAGUGCCAGACAAGGGCUAGUGUCCAGGGCCGGUCCUGCCCCUCCUCGCCCCUGAAUGUGCUGGCAGCUCUCGGCUUUGGGCCUUCUUCCGCCUCCCUUUGGGUCUGUGUCUUCCAGGGAUCCACUGCCCAGCUUAUGGAGGUGCUUCUCUUGGACUGAGCCCACACUCACCCCCAUCCCGGCCACUCGGCAGAGGCAGCCAGUCUCCCAGACUCGGGUGGGAAGCUCAUAGGCACGUGACGGGCUGCCUGUGGCGUCUCCCCAGGAGGCUAGUGCCCCGUCUCCAGCCACAUGGGCCUCAUUUGGCCUCUCCUUGGGUUGGCUUCUCUGGGGGCCCUGACCCCCUGAAAAGCACAGAAGUGCAUCAGUGCUGCCUGGUAGGGUUUAAAUUAACCUUGUGGGCAGCAGGAUUUUCAUCCCAGAAUUUGACCCAGUGUGCCCAUGGGAUGGGAGUAGGAUGUGCUGUCAACUUCUGCCAUCUCGAUGGGCUUCUGUGGACCCUAAAUGCUCAGAGACGUUCCUAGUUGUACUGGAGUCAGCCUGCAAUGGAGAUGUUGACUGUUGACUCCAGAUCACAGAGUGGCUUCCUCCCCUUCCAGUCUGUCUGUUUCGCAGGCUCCAGACGAGAGUUGUCAAUGGUUGUAGCAGCAGUGAGUUGGAAUUGCAUCAUAACAGCCCCUAAAGGGAGGUCACGUUCUGCCCUGGUGGUGGGAGGAACAGACCCUCCAUGUCCAUCUACGGUCCCCACUUUUGUCCUGGCCGGGAGGUCGUUGUCCACUUCGGCACACCCCUGCCAGGCUGUAGACCUGGAGGGUUUGAGGGCAGGCAUGUGUUAACACAUAUUGCAAGGCCUUGGUUUCUGGAAGUUUCUGGAGUUAGUGAGGCCGUGGUUUCUUUCAGGGUUUUUGGAUUUGGAACAACUGCUCCUUGGGUCUGGGGGAGCAUCCAGUUCCCAUCAAGCCAGGCCUGCAGGGCCACUCCACCCCUUUCCCUCCCCUUGGUUUCUUGACAGUAGACUGUGUCCACAUGUGACUGGUUGGUGUCUUUCUGAUUCUUGUUAAUUUGGUUUUCCUACUGUGAGGGUGUUGUGUCCCCUCUCUCCCCUCCACUUUUCUGACACAGCAAAUCGAGGGCUUCGGCCAAAGCCAGGUCUCCCAAACUUGUCCGCUCAGUAAACCACAACGUGCACCUUUGCUCCCACCGUGCCCUCGCCCAACUCCUCCCUGUCCCAACAUGGACAUUUAGAUUUCAGAGAAGCCUGUGGGAAGAGGUCAGCUCCUUCCCAGAGUACGGCCCCAGGGAAAACUCCCCACAGCCCUUGGCUGCUGCUCCGGUGGCACUACCCUUUGUACAGGUGAGAACAUGCGGCUGCUGUAUGGCAGCUGGCAAGUGUGCUGGUUUCUGACGGGCUUUCCUCCUGUUGGUCCAGGCUUCCGGUCUGUGUGCACAACCCGGACCGUCAGCAACAGCCUCAGUGGUCAGUGCCCGGCCCACAGCUCUGAUCUAUAGCCUGCUUUGGGACGGGUGGUCAGGCCCCAUCCGGUCCCCGCUGCCUCCAUCUCUGGAGUGGCCACUUGGCCAAAGCUCCUGUCCACAGCUGGAAAGCCGGAGCCACAGGCUGCAGUGCUGUUUCCGCUCUGGGAUCUUGUAAGUUACUUUUUUAGGCUGUGGUUUGGUGAAAGGAACCAACACAUUAACGAUUUUUUUCCCCAGAAGCCACUGAAUAAUUCUUUUUGGCGCGUUUUUGCCUUCCUGUUGGCUGUCUGGUUUUGGAGCAGAUGGGGACAGAGAGCGGAGGACACACAGAGGCAGGGGUGUGCCCUCGAGACUGAUGGCCUGUCCUGGGCGUGUGCUGUACCUGUUGGGCCAGUCGCAUACAUUUCCACCCCAGCCUUGGUAUGUGGGUGUCCCCAGUGAACUAUGAGGAGCGACCCUUCCAGCAACCUCGUGUCCCAGCACCUCCCUUCUUCCCAUCCCCUCAAUCUGCUAGUCCCGGAAGCCUUUAACCAAACGGGAGUGGGUACAGAAAGCCUUCUCCUGGCAUCUUAGGGCAACAGGACAAGGGCUGCCAGUGUGUCCAGCUCUGCUGCUCUCCUGGCGCUGAGAGGGUGGGUCCAGGCAGAGUUGAUCAGACCCUGCCUGUCCUGCCUAGGGCUGAAGUCAGGGGGAGGUGGGGGUAUCCUGGGAUCUGCCCGGGCGGCGGGGAUCGUCGAAGCUCCAGGUGGGGAGGGGCCUCGUGAGGGCGGCCCGCUUAGGCGCCCACCCUGCCCUGUGCAGUAUUUAUUGCUAAAUUAUUGUCCAGGAGGGGCGGCACUGGGCCGGGCCCCGGGUAUUUAUUGCUGUACAUAGUGUAUGUUUGUGAUAUAU
Rhinolophus ferrumequinum (greater horseshoe bat) is the source of this 5038-nucleotide messenger RNA. It is a transcript of the gene MAFG, whose product is annotated as MAF bZIP transcription factor G. Gene Ontology annotation, cellular component: nucleus. Gene Ontology annotation, biological process: regulation of transcription by RNA polymerase II; regulation of epidermal cell differentiation. Gene Ontology annotation, molecular function: RNA polymerase II cis-regulatory region sequence-specific DNA binding; DNA-binding transcription factor activity, RNA polymerase II-specific. The transcript is spliced from 3 exons. The coding region runs from base 339 to 827 and encodes 162 amino acids. The record is from RefSeq and is a predicted model, not a curated record. NCBI's taxonomy places the organism in Eukaryota, Metazoa, Chordata, Mammalia, Chiroptera, Rhinolophidae.